This is a messenger RNA of Mercenaria mercenaria, 1837 nucleotides long. RefSeq lists its product as uncharacterized. The coding region runs from base 60 to 1595 and encodes 511 amino acids. NCBI's taxonomy places the organism in Eukaryota, Metazoa, Mollusca, Bivalvia, Venerida, Veneridae. The record is from RefSeq and is a predicted model, not a curated record. The transcript has 5 exons.
UCAAUGUAGUAAUUUACUCACUUGUACAGGUACCCAUUGUUUGGUAGAAAUCUUUAAAAAUGUUAAACUAUUUUGUUUAUAAAAGUGUAAUUUCAACAACAAUCUUAUGUCUGUUACGGCCUACGUAUUCUCAGACAAUAGACGGAUGCCCUAUGUACGGCUGCCGUCCGAGUGGAACGUUUUCGUUCGUGUUGGAUGCCCCACGCGUUAACGCGACAAUAGGCUGGGUCAAUGACUUUUUCCUUGGACCCAUACCGGAAGCACUAGGUUGUGUUGGGAACACAUUUACGCUUGUAUGUCAGUCUAACGGCCCUGGACCAGGUGACACCGGACUGUUAGCGCUCAACUUAGACACCGGAAGUGUAAGAUGGCGCGAUAUGGUUCUACGUUUCCCAACGUUACCCGUUUUGGACGAACAAGGGAACCUCUGGGGUACUGAUGGGUCCAGUCUGAUGCAUUACGAUGUUGCGGGUAAACCGAUGUCUCAGAUCGAGCUGGAGCCUCGUAUUAGACCACUUUUCGGACUACAGUAUGUUGACCCAGAUCUACUUUUAUUUGUAUCUGAAACUGGCCAGAUUUCCACACGAACUUCCGACGGAACUCCGAUGGCAGAAUUAUACUUAAAGGGGACAGUAGAAAGGGCUAACGGUACCUUUAUCCCUACGGCUCCUGCUGUAGUCAAUGGUAACCGGUUCUAUGUCCUCACAGAAUUUGCUCCAGACGACAAUGAGCAGGUAGCAAAUUUGGGCCUACAGCGUCUCUAUGCUAUUGACGCCUUCGAAAGAAUGGCUGACAGGCUUGUAAUCGCGUGGUAUGCAAAUUUUGAAAAGGAAACUGCCGCAGUCGUACAGCAAAGCUUAAAAUUCAAACCGAAGUCUUUUCAAAAAAGGCUUAUUCAUAAAAUCAAACGCGAGACACAGAGAAAGCCAUCUCUGCUUUGGGACAGCUUUCAUAGGACUGUUUUCGUUUCACUUCCGCCUCCAGUGCUGAGUACCAGAGAAGGACAAAAUGGAAUUGAAUCGCUCAUUGGUAUCAAAGACCUCGGGAAUAACAGCGCUCUUGUGUUCAAAGUAGAGAGAAGUGCGUCAAACAUGGUCCUGUAUGAAAGAAACUCUGGUUCCAUGAAACCGCCGGCCAAUGCUGGUGCCCAGCUUUGGAUUUCGCUUCCAGACAGUAAGCUCUUAGCUAUCGAACCGGAUGGAAAUAUUUCUAAAGCGAUCGAUGUGAGCAAGAUUCUGAAAACAAAUUUUACAAUCACUUCAAAAAUAUCGUCUGCUCGCUCUCGUGAAAUUGACGAAGACUUCCUAAUCUUCGGUAUCAAAGUAACAACACCCACAGAAGAAUUCCAAAAGUUAGUGGAAUCUUACGGCAUCGAUACAUCAGAAGCCACGCCCACUUGUUAUGUCGUGGGCGUUGAUACGCCAGAAAAUACCAAUGUACCCAAUUCUAUGGUUUGGAUAGUUCCGACUCCGGAUGACAUUGAAGUAAACGGUCAAAUUAUUGGAAUUAAGGGCGACAACACUGGAAGGAAAGACCAGAUCAUUGCGUUUGCACAAAUGGAGGAAAGAUAUGGGAAAAUCUUUUCUAUUGUGUAGCUUUCACUAUAAAACAGAAAGUGUUUGUUUGCUACUUUGCCUGAAAUACGAAACUCUACGGCAGGUCAAUAGUUUUCGAAGUUGCCUUGUAAAUAUUUUCAAUAUGAGGUCAAACGGAUUUUCAAUAUGAGGUCAAACAAAACAUUUGAACUUUAUGUAUUUUAUGAUCCAAAAUGUCUGUGAGCAAGAGUUUUAGACGACACAUCCUUUCCUGGUGCACAAAUAAAAUUAUAUAGAUUUAG